Molecule: messenger RNA, 6105 nt
Organism: Onychostoma macrolepis
Lineage: Eukaryota; Metazoa; Chordata; Actinopteri; Cypriniformes; Cyprinidae
Gene: znf507
Product: zinc finger protein 507
Exons: 7
Coding region: 146-3133 (995 amino acids)
Biological process (GO): regulation of gene expression
Cellular component (GO): nucleus
Source: RefSeq, a predicted model, not a curated record
UGCAGCGAGUCACGUGAUCGGGGCUCCAUCCUCGCCAUUUUGAGUCCAGAGUGAAGCACUUUUACACCACAGGAAUAAAAAAAUAAAAUAAAGCAGCGCAUCACGAGCUCCGAGGCCAAAGAUCAGACACAACUGCCGCAUCAGAAUGGAGGACAGCAGUGGAGUUGCUGUCCUUGUGCCUCACUCUAGAGGCCAGAAGGAGACCGUCUUCAUUCCCGACAGACGUCUUCAUGGUGCCGAGGACCAGCAACGGCAGCAGCAAAAGCAGGCUGCAGACUCUCUUAUUCAGGUCAUUGAAAAGCUCAGCAAGAUUGUGGAAAAGCGGCCCAGACGAUGCACCGUCUCUGGGAAAAAGAGACCCUUGAUGACCUGUGCUUCUGUACCAGUUCCAGACAGCACUGAAGUGGUCACACCUUGUAAGAGAUCCAGAGAACAAAGGGAUGACCGCCCAACAUCCAGCAGCACGCCUGGGCACGCGUUCGAAAAGGAGCCUUUGAGUUUAGGCACUCGGACGGUCACGUGCUACCAGUGCAGUAUGUGCCGAUUUAUCUCCCCUACAUUGGAGCUGUUGAAAGAACAUCUGCUGCUUCAUGAUGAGCAGCACAGUGACCUCAUCCUCAUGUGCUCAGAGUGCCAGUUCACUUCAAACCAUCAAGAGGAGCUGGUGACACAUGUAAGACUCCACCUGGAGGAGAGCGAUCAUGCCAGACACAUCCUAGAUGAGCAAGGGAUAGCAUCAGCAAGGAGCGUUCACCAAAGGAUGGCAGUUUUGAAGGCAAGCAACUUGGAAUCAGAGAAGACGUCCACUCCCAAGAAGUGGUACAGCUUUGAGCAUGGCAGGUACCGUUGUCUCAUCUGCAACUAUGAAUGCCGACAACAGCGCAAUCUGAAGACCCAUGCGUGGAAACACGCUGGCCUAGUUGACUGUUCAUACCCCAUAUUUGAAGACGAGACAGACUGUCCUGGUACCUUACAAAGCUCCAGUCCUCAUUUGGUUCCAGCAGGUAAAGAGGAUACCAUAGUAGUCCUCGCAGCUGUUGGAGGAAAACCUCAGACCAUCCAUGGCUCCUCCAGCCUCCAGCUAGAGCUGUGUGCUUCACCAGAAGUGAGGUGUCAUGAGGAGAAGGAAGCUUCGAAAACAGUGGAGACCAAACUCCCGAUGAUCAGUCAAGUGUUUUCUGUUAAAGACCCAGAGGAGCCCUUGGUGGAGGUCCAGGUGACACCAGAAGCCCAAAUGGAGCUGGAGUUGGAGACUGAGAGCCAACAGGCAAGCUCCGACAGCCUCCUCUCCUCUGCGCAAAAGAUUAUCAACUGCAGUGGCAACAGCGCCGGCCACGUCAACGUCAUUGUGGAACGCCUUCCCUGUGCCGAAGAACCGGUGUCUAGCAAACCUCUGCUCCUCAGCCCAGAAGUAGGAGGAGACAAGACCCUCCUUGCUUCUGAGGAGUCAGAGUUAGAGAGCCAACACAUAUACUACAAACAAAAGGAGGAAGUUGUGAUUGCUUGGAAUGGAGAAGAUCAACAACAGGAGGAAGAGUCAGUGUCUUUGAAUUGUCCCUCAGAUGAAAACAUGCCACCGGUUCGAAGGAGGACUUACUCAGAAUCUCUUCGGCUGCAUUCUCUGGCAGCCGAGGCAUUGGUGGCCAUGCCCAUGAGGGCCCCAGAGCUUAGCAAAACCGCUGCAAAAGGUAUCCAUGACCCGAGUACUCAAAGCCCUGACACAGGACAGAGAAUUAUAGAGAUUGCUGACACCGCCAACCCUAAGGCGUCCUCAGGAGAGCUCGCGGCUGCAAUUGGAGAUCCAGGUGCUCUUCUUAACCUUGGCCUCCAGAGUUCAAAAGAUUCUCGAGAUGUGCUGGUCGAGGGACCCUCCAAAGCUGGAAUCAGCAUGUCUCUUUUGACUGUCAUCGAGCGACUGCAAGAGCGUUCUGACCAAAACACUUCAGAUGAGGACAUUCUGAAGGAGUUGCAGGACAAUGCCCAAAGCCAACAUGGAGGUGGAGUUCCUGGGGGUGCUGAUGUGCCUGCCGAUAUUUCCACUACAGACGGUCUGGUGGAAUAUGUUGCUGGGAGCGAAAGGCCCUACCGCUGUCGACUGUGCCUAUACAGCAGUGGAAACAAAGGUUACAUAAAGCAGCACCUACGUGUUCAUAGACAAAGACAACCCUACCAAUGCCCCAUCUGUGAGCACAUAGCCUGUGACAGCAAGGACCUGGAGCAUCACAUGAUCCACCACUUCAAGCCUCGUAUGUACAACUGCAAGCAGUGCACCGAAAGGUUCCACUACAAGAGUCAGCUGAGAAACCACGAGAGAGAUGGACAUGGGAUAGACGACAUCAGCAGCACACUGACCCACGUCGCUGAAAGCACAGCAAUCAUUGAAGAGCCAGCCAAGUUAACAGAUGAGGAUUCGGUUGGUGAGCAGAGCGUUUUCAAAUGCGAUGUGUGUGACUACACCAGCUCCACGUAUGUUGGGGUGCGCAACCAUCGGCGAAUUCACAACUCUGAUAAACCAUACAGGUGCUGCAGCUGUGAUUUUGCCACAACUAAUAUGAAUAGCCUGAAGAGCCACAUGAAGAGACAUCCACAGGAACACCAAGCCAUGCAGCUGCUGGAGCAGUACAGGUGCUCUCUGUGUGGUUACGUGUGCAGCCACCCACCAUCUCUCAAAUCCCACAUGUGGAAACACGCUGGAGAUCAGAAUUACAACUAUGAGCAAGUCAACAAGGCCAUCAAUGAGGCCAUUUCCCUGAGCAGCCGAUCUCCUACUACACCUCUGAAGUCAACACAUGAGACUGGGGUGGAGCGUCCAUAUAUUGUCUUGAGCAGAAAAGACAAACAGUCACCUGAGGUGGCUUCUGCUACAGGUGGGCCAGAGGGCAACCCCGUGAGGUCCUCGUCCAGCAAGGAGCAGGCCGGGGGUGUGGCGUGGCGGAGCGGCUCGGGGCAGACGCGGCCAGGUAUGGAAUACUGUGUGCUGCUCUUUUGCUGCUGUAUCUGUGGCUUCGAGUCCACCAGUAAAGAGCAGCUGAUGGAGCACAUGAAGCAGCACGAGGGAGAUCUGAUCAGCAUCAUACUGAGCAAGGAACAGCAGGGAAAUCAGCCCACAGAGACCAGCAGCAGCAGCCAGUGAUGCACACGUUUUCAUACAUACUGUUCUUCUAUCAUUUCUGCUUGAACAAGCAACAUGCACAAUUCAAAACUUCAUUUUAUUUCUCUCGAUAUAUCUUUGUAUUGACGUUAGUUUCCGUUACUGUUAUUGACCAUGGAUGUGUGAAUCAAAUAGUUAACAAAUGAAAUGUACUUUAGUAGUUCAACAGAGGAAAGGGUUUUUGAAUUUCAAAGGCAUCGUAUACCUCAUCUGUUGACGAUAUACAUUGUAGAGUCCACACAUUAUCAAAAUGAGGCAGCUUCUCUCGUUCACUGUAAUAUUAUUUAUAUCUAUAUUUCUUAUGUGCGUUUACCUUUAAGGUGGCACUUGCCAUGUCGCAUUUCGAGUGUGUAGAGGCAGAUUUCUUUUGUGCUCUCUAAUGUGUCAGUGUUUGCUUUGAUAUUUAUCAAACUAAUUUAUUUUAUAUGCAUGUUCCCCUCCGUUAUGUUCAUACAAAAUUAGAAAAUGUGAUUCUAAUUAUGGUGCUAUUGGUUUUGCGCUCAGAAAUGAGCGAAAGAGAAGACAUCAUUGGGAAUGUAUCUUAAAAUUGUAUAUAAAUUGUUAUAUAAACGGUAUAUAUAAUGAAUUUAACUGUGUUCUCAAUGAAACCGCGCAAGUUUAAAAUUGGCCCUAUUUAAAGAUUAACAAUUGGAAACGUAGUAGAAAAAAAACCUAAAACAGGAUAUAUGUAUAGAUUAUUAUUUUUAUUAUUAAAUAUACAUAUUGAUAUAUCAAGCUUUUUAAAAAAGUUAAAAUGCCAACACUUGAAGACAGUUUCUUCACUUUCUAUUUUCAUAUUCGUCUUUUUCUUUUUUUAAGAGUAUGUUAUAUUGCAGGAUGUUUUUUUUUUUUUUUUUCUAAUGAUAGAAAAGCUAUAAUUACAACUGGGUAAUGGGUUCAAAAUGAAAUUUAUCCUUAAAAAGAAGCAGUAGUUUAUAGGGUUGUCACAAUGCCAGCUAUAGUAUCACGAUACCAAAUUGUACCACAGUACCUCUAUUGCUGUGUGGAUCCUUUUGCCAGAGGAUGUUUAUUAUAGUUUAUUUAUUAACUAUUAUUAUAGUUUAAUAUCGUUCUGAAUGUUUUGGAGUGCAGUUCUCUUUGAAAGCCCAAGGGAGUCAAAGUUUAAAUUUGGACGUUUAUAUAUUUAAUAACAAAUUUAAGCAUUGCAAACAAACCCUAGAACUUUCUGAAGUCUUCAAUUUUUUGUUUUUGCUAUUCUUUAUAAGACAGUGUCAAAUUAAAAAGUAAUUCAUCUUUAAUUCCCAUAUUGUGUUGCACUUCCUGUGUGAACGGCACAUGAAGCACUGGACUUAACGCAUGCAUUGCUGAAUAUGAGCCACGGUUGCCGCUUCAUAACUAAGCUCAGCUUAAGUUGGUCACGUUACUACCGACUGGAAAAUACUGGGAUGGUGCCAGUAUUUUGAGGCUUGGGCAUUGUGAUACUACAGCAGCACCGGUAUAUUGUGAAAAGCCUUGUAAUUGAGAUUUUGCUUAAUCACUACCUCAAAUUUUCUUUUGACCUUGACUUUAACUUUAAGGGCCCUCAAUCUGACUUUAUAUGCAGCAUAUUUUCCAAGGGAUGAUUUGCAUACAGUUAAUUUUUGUAUGUCAACAAUCUAAAAUGCAAAAUUAGCAUGAUUAAAAGGGCAUCCAUAAUUCAUUCAGGCUUCACACUGCCCAGUGUAUCAGAGAAAUUAACUCUUAGGAAUUAAAUCAUAGGAAUUUACAUACACGAUUAUUACAUUCUGAACCCAGUGUACUAAUUUACAAUUCAAACUGCAAAUGUCAAGGAAAUGCAUGGUCUGCAUAUAAAUCAUGUCACCGUAUGCAUCAUAAUGAAAAUGGAUAAGCAACUCUGAAACAUGUACCAGUAUUGAAAUUGCUUUCUCACUUUAUUUCAUUGUUUUAGCACACAAACAUCUGUCGAGUGUUUGUUUCAGAGGAUGUGUCGUCUUGUUUCUGUGCAUAAUGCACACUUGCUACUUUCCAAGUAAUGGCAUCAAAGAGGGAUUGAGCUUCCUAGAAGGUUCAUUUUGUGUUCCAGCUACUGCAUUUCAUUUUCUCUAUCGCUCUGGUGAUGUAGUCCAAAUUGAUCAAGAACCUACCAGUUAGUAUUAUCCCUUUUAUUUUCGCUGUGAACAGGAAUUGGCAGACACCCUGUACACAUUGUAUUCCAGCAGUCUUCUAGCUGUUGUUUCUCACAUUUCUUCCUAGAACAAUUGCAAUACAUCUGGAAUGUAUUUUUUCUAAAGAUACACAAUACGUUACAAGUAAUCAGCAGGGCCUAGUGAGACAAUUGUGUUGUCUUUCACACUGAGUCAUAAGAUUUGAUAAUCAUCACAAGGACAGCAUCUCAGCCACAAGUGUGCCUUCCAUUUCAACAGCCUCAUUUUUGAAUAAGCUUCAGUCGAGUUCAGAAGUAUACCAUAAAUCUUAAGCCAAGUAGUCUCCCUGCAUCGAGUGCUUUGGCAUCUUAGAUUCUGUAUAAUGUGCCCUCAAAAGUUGUGUUAUGUAUUCGGACACAUGGUACUGUAAUACAGUUUUGUAUGUGACUUGCUGUAUAUAUACUGUAGAAACUGACAUUUUUAGAGGAAUUAUAUUUUUUAAAACUUGUAUAAACACUAUAGAAGGAAAACGAAUCAAAAGAAAAGCAGAUGAAUCAAAAAGUACCUUUGACUCGCCAAAGUGCAUCAAAAAGGGUCUUUACUGUGUGUGAGGGAACGGUUGGCAUUCAAAACUCCAGACAAGCACAUUGUGUUACAUUCUGCAACGCCAAAGGAGAAACAAACUUAGGAAUUUUACAGUCGAAAGGCCUCUCAGUGCUAUUUUCCUUUUCAAGUACAGAGGUCCAAAGGGCCGUUUUAAUAUUAGUGUUCCGUUCAUAAUUAUUUAUUUGUUCUUUUGAAACUGUAAUGUUAUGAUUUUUGCCAGUGUAUUUUUGGUAAUAAAGAAUG